Molecule: messenger RNA, 1008 nt
Organism: Helianthus annuus (common sunflower)
Lineage: Eukaryota; Viridiplantae; Streptophyta; Magnoliopsida; Asterales; Asteraceae
Exons: 1
Coding region: 1-1008 (335 amino acids)
Biological process (GO): proteolysis
Molecular function (GO): nucleic acid binding; aspartic-type endopeptidase activity; zinc ion binding
Source: RefSeq, a predicted model, not a curated record
AUGGCGUGCAAUCCUGCAAUGUAUGAUGGUAAAAUUGAUCCGAUCGCAUGCCAAAGAUGGAUUUCAAACAUAGAAACGGUAUUUAUACGAAGUCGAUGUGAUAAGGAAGAUCAGGUGAUGUUCGCUACUGGCCAACUCACUCUUCAGGCGAAAGAUUGGUGGGAUGCGUAUAGCAAGGAAAUAGGGGAAGACAGACUCCAAAUAAUGACCUGGCAAGAAUUUAAGGAACCCUUUAUGAGAUACCAUUGCCCUCAGUCGGCUAUUGAUAAGAUUCAGGAAGAUUUCUUGCACCUCCGACAGAAAAAUGAGUCAAUAAAUGAAAUAUCAAACAUCUUCCUGGAUAAGAUGAAGUUUUGUGGAGAUUUCGUGAAGACUGAAAGGAUGAAGAUCAAUCGUUUCUACGGGGUAUUAAAGGCGGAAUUUAGGGAAUUCGUCACUCCCUCGAAAUGUGAGACCCUUGAUGAACUUAUCAAUCUGGCACGAGAUAGAGAAAUUGAAAUCAAGAGACAGGAAGAACGCGGUGAAAAGAGAUCAAGUGAAAAGGGUGCAAGUUCGAGUCCAUCUAAAAAGGGAAAGUUUCAAGAUCAAGGGAGGAAGGAAAAGUCGAAAGGUGGAAUUACUCCUUGCAAGACUUGUGGAAAACUCCAUACUGGAGAGUGUCUGUUAGGCAAAAAGGGGUGCUACAAAUGCGGUAAGGAGGGGCAUUCGUCUUAUCAAUGCCCAAAUAACCCGAAGACAUGUUUCAAUUGUUUUGAAAGGGGGCACGUUAAAUCAGAAUGCCCAAAACUUCAGCAAGAAUCGAAAACGGAAGAUAAGAGGCAAGAGGGUUCUAGGACUAAAGGAAGGAUGUUCCAAAUCACAUCCGAAGAAGCCAAGUCCCAUCCGAAUGUGGUCUCAGGUAUCUUUCUAUUAAACUCCAUACCGGUUUAUGUUUUAUUUGAUACCGGAGCCACUAUGUCGCUUAUUUCAAACGAAAUUGUACAACAUCCUUCAUUUAAGGUUGAAUGA